Loxodonta africana (African savanna elephant) is the source of this 1533-nucleotide messenger RNA. Its product is annotated as keratin, type II cuticular Hb1. The record is from RefSeq and is a predicted model, not a curated record. Gene Ontology annotation, biological process: intermediate filament organization; keratinization. The transcript has 9 exons. The coding region runs from base 1 to 1533 and encodes 510 amino acids. Lineage: Eukaryota; Metazoa; Chordata; Mammalia; Proboscidea; Elephantidae. Gene Ontology annotation, cellular component: keratin filament. Gene Ontology annotation, molecular function: structural constituent of skin epidermis.
AUGACCUGCGGAUCAGGAUUCUCCGGCCGCACCUUCAGCUGCGUCUCGGCCUGCGCGCCCCGGGCCGGCCGCUGCUGCAUCACCGCCGCCCCCUACCGCGGCGUCUCCUGCUACCGCGGCCUCACUGGGGGCUUCGGCAGCCGCAGCGUCAGCGGGGGCUUCCGCGCCGGCUCCUACGGCCGCAGCUUCGGCUACCGCUCUGGCGGUGUGGCCGGGCUCAGUGCCCCCUGCAUCACUACCGUGUCCGUCAAUGAGAGCCUGCUCACGCCCCUCAACCUGGAGAUCGACCCCAACGCCCAGUCCGUGAAGCAGGAGGAGAAGGAGCAGAUCAAGAACCUCAACAGCAGGUUUGCUGCCUUCAUUGACAAGGUGCGCUUCCUGGAGCAGCAGAACAAGCUGCUGGAGACCAAGUGGCAGUUCUACCAGAACCGCAGGUGCUGCGAGAGCAACUUGGAGCCUCUGUUCAACGGCUACAUCGAGACGCUGAGGCGGGAGGCCGAGUGCGUGGAGGCCGACAGUGGGAGACUGGCCUCUGAGCUCAACCACGUGCAGGAGGUGCUGGAGGGCUACAAGAAGAGGUACGAGGAGGAGGUAGCCCUGAGGGCUUCAGCCGAGAAUGAAUUUGUGGCUCUAAAGAAGGAAGUGGACUGUGCCUACCUCCGAAAGUCGGACCUGGAGGCCAACGUAGAGGCUCUGACCCAGGAGAUUGACUUCCUGCAGCGACUGUAUGAGGAGGAGCUCCGGGUCCUCUACUCCAACAUCUCAGACACCUCGGUCGUGGUGAAGAUGGACAACAGCCGGGACCUGAACUUGAACAGCAUCAUUGCCGAGAUCAAGGCUCACUACGAUGACAUUGCCAGCCGCAGCCGGGCUGAGGCUGAGUCCUGGUACCGCAGCAAGUGCGAGGAGAUAAAGGCCACGGUGGCCAGGCACGGGGAGAGCCUGCGCCGCACCAGGGAGGAGAUCAAUGAGCUGAACCGUGUGAUCCAGAGGCUGACGGCUGAGAUUGAGAAUGCCAAGUGUCAGAAUUCCAAGCUGGAGGCUGCAGUGACUCAGGCUGAGCAGCAGGGUGAGGCAGCCCUCAACGAUGCCCGCUGUAAGCUGGCUGGGCUGGAGGAGGCCCUGCAGAAGGCCAAGCAGGACAUGGCCUGCCUGCUGAAGGAGUACCAGGAGGUGAUGAACUCCAAGCUGGGCCUGGACAUUGAGAUCGCCACCUACAGGCGCCUGCUGGAGGGCGAGGAACAGAGACUAUGUGAAGGCGUUGGGGCCGUGAAUGUCUGUGUCAGCAGAUCCCAGGGCGGAGUUGUCUGUGGGGACCUCUGCGUGUCUGGCUCCCGGCCUGUGACAGGAAGCACCUGCAGCGCCCCCUGCAGCGGGAACCUGGUAGUGAGCACCGGAACGUGCGCCCCCUGUGCGCCCUGUGGCCCCUGCAAUUCCAUCACUUCCUGUAGCCUGGGCACUGGCGGUGUGGGCUCAUGCGGCGUCAGCUCCUACGGCGUGGGCUCCUUCAGCGGCAGCUGCCGGAAGUGCUAG